CUUCGCCCUUAAGGCCGCCGCGGUGCCGCCGGCGCCUCGCCCCGCACGGGGCGGUUGCGGACGGGAGACGCGUCCCCGUCUGCCCCCCACCGUACACUGCCCGGCGUGAGAGGCGGGGUGGCUGCGGCGGGGGACGGGGCAGGGCCCGGCCGGCCGCUCGGCUAAAAACAGCCCUCACCUAAUAAAGCGAUGGGGCCCGGUGCCCGCGCCCUAUAAAUACGCUCGGUGCGCGGCCGGCGGGCUUUGGCCGGCGCGGCUCGGCUCUGCAGGCGGGGCGGUGCAGCAGCACAGCAGGGCCGCCACUGCCGCCGUCUCCGCCGCCAGGACAGCCCCGGCUCACGCAUCCUGACACCCCAGCGAGAUGCCCCGGGUAGACGCAGACCUCAAACUGGACUUUAAAGAUGUCCUGGUCAGACCUAAAAGGAGCAGCCUCAAAAGCAGAGCAGAGGUCGACCUCACGCGCACCUUCACCUUCCGUAACUCCAAGCAGACGUACACAGGAAUUCCCAUUAUAGUGGCAAACAUGGACACUGUGGGGACAUUUGAAAUGGCUGUGGUUAUGGCAAAACAUGCAAUGUUCACUGCAAUUCACAAGCAUUAUUCUCUGGAAGAAUGGAAACUGUUUGCUGCCAGUCACCCAGAAUGCCUUGAGCAUGUAGCAGCAAGCUCAGGUAGUGGACAAGAUGAUUUGAAAAAGUUAACAGCUAUUCUAGAGGCCAUUCCAGCCAUCAGAUUCAUCUGCCUGGAUGUGGCAAACGGCUAUUCAGAGUAUUUUGUGGAGUUUGUGAAGUCCGUCCGUGCCCUGUUUCCACAUCACACCAUUAUGGCAGGCAAUGUGGUGACAGGAGAAAUGGUAGAAGAACUUAUUAUUUCUGGAGCAGAUAUUAUUAAAGUGGGUAUUGGACCAGGUUCUGUGUGUACCACUCGGAUUAAGACAGGGGUGGGCUAUCCACAGCUGAGUGCUGUUAUUGAGUGUGCAGACUCAGCACAUGGCUUGAAAGGACAUAUCAUCUCCGACGGAGGAUGCAACUGCCCAGGAGAUGUCGCCAAAGCGUUUGGAGCCGGUGCUGACUUUGUCAUGAUUGGAGGAAUGUUUGCAGGCCAUGACCAGAGUGCUGGAGACAUUAUAGAAAGGAACGGCAAGAAGGUGAAACUAUUCUACGGAAUGAGCUCUGAUACCGCCAUGAAGAAGCACGCAGGAGGGGUUGCUGAGUACAGGGCUUCGGAGGGCAAGACUGUGGAGGUACCAUACAAAGGGGAUGUGGAACACACCAUCCUGGACAUCCUCGGGGGGCUGCGCUCCACCUGCACCUACGUGGGAGCCGCCAAACUCAAGGAACUGAGCAAGAGAACGACGUUUAUCCGGGUCACACAGCAGCACAACGAGGUCUUCUCCUAGCCGAGGCCUCGGGCGCUGGAGAGAGGGCUGCGGGAAAAGAGCAGGAAGGGCUGCUCUUUUCCUUUGCUUCUCCUCCAUGUUGUGUUAGUGGCAAACUUCCCUCUCUCUCUCAGAAUGGCAGUAUCAUAGCCAUUGGCCAUGGCCGGGAUUUGGAAGGGGAAUGUCAUGCUAUUAACACAGUGCCAUUGAUUCAAAAUGCAAUAGCCUCAUCUUUUAUUGCUGUGCCUAUUUUAUUUUUUAAUCAACAUUUCUUCACCCGGUUGUUUCCCCCUCUGAUAAAUAGCUGCUGAAACCUCAGUUAACAAGGAAUUGGCUUGUACAGACAUGGCUGUUAACACCUGCACACAUUCACACAUUCCCUUUUUUAAGACUGACCUGUCAGCUACCACCACUUUCUGGCAGUGCACCUUUCAGAAAUUGCAGGCUGGGAGAGAAAAUGAUGCAAGGAAUUGCAUGGAGAAAUAAAAGAUCAAAUUCUCUUAAUCUUUUUUCUAGCUAAAGAAUGGAUGUUAUAGCACAGCUGCCAGCCUGCAAAAUGUCAGAGGUGGAUGGUAGAUGAGGCCUGGCUGCUAGUGACAUGUGAUGCUAAAAAUGCCAGAUCUCUGUCACCUUCAGUUCACAGGGCUGAUGUUGCUGUUCUUACUUAAACCUCCCUAUUCAGUGGACUUGCCCCUUCAGAGAAGCUGACACUGAAUGUAGCAAAAUCAUGCUGGCCCCCCGGCCCCCAUCUGAGGAGAUCAUUCAGGUGAACACUUUUUAGAGCUUGCCUGCUUUAUCAUGAGUGUAGUUACUGAAUUACUUGGGUUCCUGCUUUUACCUGCUCUCUGGGAACAGGUUUUUAAGACAUUGAAACUCAGCAACUGUAACCCUGGCAAGGGGGGAUGAUUCUUGCAGUCCUCCCUGUUCCUUUGCCUGCUCACAUCCAUUUAUCAAAGAUGUAAAAAGCUGUGCAGUGCAUUGUCUGUGGCCAGGUGGAGGAGGCCAGAGGGAUCACAUUGCCUUCUGGUUAUGUGGUACCACUCCUUUGCAGUCCUUGACAUAAUGUAAAGCAAGAGAGCUUUGGCAGAACGGCCUGAUUGGUUGCAAGACGCUGUCAGGCAGUGGAGUUAAAGAAUUUGCUCUAAAAGCAGUAACGAAUGUUUGAGACUCUGGGUGAUACUUCAGUAAAGUGUCAUGGCUUGAUAAUUAAUUGAUAAAUCACAAUGAAAAUUUCUUUGGAAAUAUGUGUAUUUGGAAAUACACGUUACAUCCACAUGAAUACCACAGCAGCUCUAUACGAUAAACAAUGUAAAAGUGAACACCAAGGAAUUAAUAGUGCUUGGCCACUUACUUUAAACUGCUGCUGAGAUCAUAAUGUAGCUGAUGUUACUUCAGUACUUCAGAGUCUUACUUCCCCUCCUGUAGACAUCUGUGGAAAGAGGCAGCCUUCCUUUGAAAUGCAAAAAAGUGAUCUAUAGGAAAAGGAAUAGCAAAGAGAAACUCUAGAAUUAAACUCAUACGCUGGACUGUGCAAAGGCCAGUCACCAGGACUGGUACAAUUGACCAUGCUAAGAAGCAAAUCCAGGCCACAAACUGAUCCCUGGUGAUUUUUAAGUGUGUUGUGCACAUUAGAAAAAGCACAGCACAUAUUCUGAAUCUCCUGGUAUUUUAAAUGUCUUCCGUUUAACAUGUAGGAGGACAUACUUCUUAAUUGUGGGAUGAACCCUUCCUCUGCUUUGAAGUGGAUGAGGGCCUUGAUGUGAGCACAGGUUAUGUUUGUGCUGGCUGCAAGGACCAUUUGUCCUGCCCACGUAUCAUAAAGGAAUGUGAAUGCAGAAGAGAAGCAGGCUCUGUGCAUCCAGGCCCUGAUCUCUGUUCCUGAGAGAAUGCCAGGCUUCUUUGCCACAGAAAGGUGCCAUGGGCCACCUACUGCUCUCAGCUGCCCAGAGCAGGAGCAGUGUGACCUCUCUGCAUCAGUACAGCUGUGGGACAGCACUGUUCCUCUAUUUAUGUGAUGUAAGGGGGAAGCAAAUGGACACCUCUGUCAGGAGAAGGGUUGGACCACCACAGCCCAGACCUGACCACAGGUGUGUCUCCACACUGGUGCCUUCACACGUGGGAAGUGCAGCACUAUGCUGGUCUCAUGCCCACUCUCACUAAUGCUUUUCUACUUCUUUUAGCUACAUUUCUAAGUGGAAUUUAAGAAAUACAUAUGCAUAUGAAUAUAUAUAUAUAUAUAUUUGUAAACAUUUUUAAAAAGAUCAUGCGCACACCAAACCAAGCAGCUUCAUAAUGGCCUCAGAACAGUUUCUUUUCCAAAGGGCAGGUGCUGGGGGUAAGGGGAGGCUGCCUCUCCACAAGUGUGGCAAAUGGGGCCAUUCUUACACCUGCUGUCCUUCCCCUCCUGCACAUACCUCUGAUCAGUGGCUAAUAGGAGAGGGACGGGCUAUUCUUAAGCUGUCCCCCAAAUUCUUCAGGCUGUGAAUGACAUUGAUGCCGUGAAUGGUGACUGGUAAAGUUUUGAUGUUAUGUGUUUGGUUUUCUGAAUAGGAGGUCUUACUAUUGUUUUGACAAGCAGUAUGUUUUAUUUCAUUUUCUCCUCUCUAAAAGUAAGCAGGAGAGAGAAAUGAGAUGCAGAAAGGCUGAACUGGUGGCAUGUCUGCAUCUCGCCCAGUUACAUGCGAAUUUUGUUCAGGAAUAACCCUCAGCUAUGUCAGUGCUCACCAUUGACAGCUGUACACGUGCAGCUCUGAGACAGGCUGGAAAAUACAAAAAGAAAAAAACAAACCCCAAAAAAACAAACCCCCAAAAAACAAAACAAAAAAGGGCAUUUGAGUCCCUCUUUAACACCUAUUCCUGUGCUGCAGUCGUUGCCCUGAUCUUCACUUAGCUCCAGGUCCUGUAUCCUGCUCAAGCCUGCUGCCACUCCCACAAGGAACUGAGACAGAGGGAGCCAGAACACACUUUGGCAGGAUGGCCAAGUCAAGACCACAACCACUGACAAAUGCCAUGUGCCAUUUGUGGAUCUACCUCACCUGCACAUCUAACUGGGUUUUUGUUACUUGGUGUCCUUUUUGUGGGAAAUGAAAUUUGUAAGUGCAUAAUAACUCUUAGUGUUGAGUGAUUCUGCAUAACCAGGUCUUCUCUAACCCUACAGCCCAACCCCAUCCUGUCCAGAGAAAUGCUGUGAAUGUGACAGCCUGUACUGUAGGCCAGGCCAGGCUGCUUCCCCUAGCCAGGCAAUUGUUGAGUUCCCAAGAACAGUAUUGAGGUUCUUGCUGGCUCCACAGGGGUGCAGUUUAACAUACCAAAGACCUACAAGUGGGGAUGCAGAAAAGGGCAACAUUACAUCAUGAAGCAAUCCCUGCUGAACAUGUCUGCCUGUGGCUUCUUGAAACCUCUGACACCCCUGGCACUCCCAGUCCUGCUCUGGGGUUGCCUUUGCUGCAGCACGUUCUGCAGGGCGGGCUCCUGCCCACAGAGCCUGGUUACCAGAACUCUCCUUGGGAGGGAAGGGCUGGGCACUGGAGUGGCCUCGCUGACUCCCCAGUGACUGUGGCGGCUGCGAGGAGUGCACCGCGCACGUGGACACCUCCUUGUAGGUGUGAGCAGUUGUUAAGCAGGGGGGGCCUUGAGCCAGCAUCCUGACAGAUGCAAAACAAGCCAUGCAGGUCUCCUUUCUCUGGGAGAAACACAUUCCCAUCAGAGCACUGGAACAGCCAGCCCCAGCGGCCAUGGGGCAGGGGCUGCAGCUGUGCUUUGCUGCAGCUUUCUUGUCCCUUAGGGCAUGGUGGGGUUGAAUGUAGAAUGUAAAUACGGAAAACCCUGUAAAUACAGAGUUGUGAGCAGGAUCAGAAGAAGCCUCUGUUUGCCUUUGGGGGAGCUUUUUCCAUAUAAAAUGUGCCUGUCUCUUCUUUCAGCUAGUUAAUAGCAGGGGUAGAAAGGAUGGGGAUAAGGAAGAAAUGUGGCAGCUGUUGGCCAAGUCCCACUGUGUUGGGACAGGUGCUUUCAGUCAAGUACCAUAUGAGAGUUUGAAGCUUUUCUGAACCAAGCACUCCCUACUUUAUACCUAUUGAACUCCACUCUGAUGACAGACUUGUUGCUGCAGCUUUCUGCCACUGUAUGUACAGUGUCUAUGCAUCACCAUCUCACAUCCCCCAGUGGGGGAUGGUGCUCUUAGUUGCUAAUACCAGUUUUACACCAAAAAUUCUUUUUUGGAGCCAGGAGGGCUUUUGCAACCAGUGCCAGGUUUGGCCUUGCGUAGAAGAGAGGGGGGAAAAAAAGCCAAAGCCCAAGAACAGCAGUUUGCUCUCCGCAGCAGCCAGGGCCAGCAGGUGGGAGAGGGCCAGCCCUUCCCUGGGGGCUGGGAGCUGCCAGGGUUGAUGCAUGUCUUGAGUAGAUGCUGGCACACCUCUGCACUCAGGACAGACCAUCCCCUGCAGCCUUAGCUUCAUUUGUGGUCACCCAGAUGCUUAAGGGAGCCCUCCCCAACAUUUAUUUGACCCAGUGUUUGCUGGCUAAAGUUUUCAUGCAUAAAUCAGCAAUGUUGCCUGUGAUAACUGUGAAGUGCUUCUGUGUCAUUGGCCAAAAAGCUAAUGGGCUUUCAGUGUUUUGCUGUCCUGCUGGGCCUCCUGAGAUGGUGAUGAGAGCGCUGCCCCCCUUCCCUCUGCUGUGGCAUCCCCGCGUGCGCCACCCAAUCACCCCAAUUGCACCCAGGUUUUUGUUAUGCAAUAAAGAGCUUCACCCUGA
This is a messenger RNA of Prinia subflava (tawny-flanked prinia), 6127 nucleotides long. RefSeq names its product guanosine monophosphate reductase (gene GMPR). Gene Ontology annotation, biological process: nucleotide metabolic process. Gene Ontology annotation, molecular function: GMP reductase activity. Bases 362 to 1399 code for a protein of 345 amino acids. The record is from RefSeq and is a predicted model, not a curated record. The transcript has 9 exons. Gene Ontology annotation, cellular component: GMP reductase complex. Lineage: Eukaryota; Metazoa; Chordata; Aves; Passeriformes; Cisticolidae.